Ictalurus punctatus (channel catfish) is the source of this 4004-nucleotide messenger RNA. It is a transcript of the gene zbtb25, whose product is annotated as zinc finger and BTB domain containing 25. Gene Ontology annotation, molecular function: protein binding; DNA-binding transcription factor activity, RNA polymerase II-specific; RNA polymerase II cis-regulatory region sequence-specific DNA binding. The transcript is spliced from 3 exons. Gene Ontology annotation, biological process: regulation of transcription by RNA polymerase II. Gene Ontology annotation, cellular component: nucleus. Bases 137 to 1321 code for a protein of 394 amino acids. The record is from RefSeq and is a predicted model, not a curated record. NCBI's taxonomy places the organism in Eukaryota, Metazoa, Chordata, Actinopteri, Siluriformes, Ictaluridae.
GUCACGUGACCAACACGUCAGUCGCUCAGGAAGGACCGUCAGGAGAAUAUAUAUUUUAUUUUUCUCCCCCUUGCAGGAGCAUAACCCGAGAAACCCGAGCAGAUUGCGCGGUGAGAGGCGGUUUAGAGGGGGCAUCAUGGACGUGUCCGGCCACAGCCUUUUCCUCCUGCAGCAGCUCAAUGUCCAAAGGGAGUUUGGUUUCCUGUGUGACUGCACGGUUGCCAUUGGAAACGUGUACUUCAAGGCCCAUCGAGCAGUGCUGGCUGCCUUUUCCAACUACUUCAAGAUGAUCUUCAUCCAUCAGUCCAGCGAGUGUAUUAAGAUCCAGCCGACCGACAUCCAGCCAGACGUCUUCAGCUACCUGUUGCACAUCAUGUACACAGGCAACGGCCCCAAGCAGCCUGUGGAUCAGGGUCGGUUACAGGACGGGAUCAAGUUCCUCCACGCGUACCAGCUGUGCCACAAAGCAACUGACGGUGGAUCUGACGCCUCCUCAGACCCCAUCCGCAUAUCCAACCUGUACGGCAUCCAGAUCUCUUCCCAGCUCGGCACUAAGGAGUCGCCGGGCAUGAAGGCUAGCGGGGCACGGGAACCUGAAGACAGGCGAGGUGGCUCGCGUAGCCGUCCGCUGCCAGCUUUAUCAGGGAUCGAAGGGCACACGUCGGAGCACCAGUCCCUCAGUCUGCGCGCCAUCACCUCAGGGGACGAGUGUGACAUCUUGUCACGGAUCAAGCAGGAAGAGGAGGAGCCGGAUGAGGGUGAGGAACCACGAGCGCCUGCGUCCCUGCCUUCGACCCAAGGGAGCCCGUGCCAAGCUGGUGGUUUUAAGGACGGCCCUCUGGCGCUGCUGUGUCCUCAAUGUGGAGAACGAUGCCUCUCUCCUGAAGGACUACAGGAACAUCUUUUCACCCACGCGGCAUGCGCCCUCAUGGAAGGACCUUCCGAAGACAGCAGGGGGGACAUUAAAGGACCAAUGGAAGAGCGACAGUGCCACGCACUAGCAGACGAGUUGGCGUCAGAGUUAAGGCGAGGUGCGGCAGGCACAGGAAGUCCACCUGCGGGCUUUACACGUAAAAGAAAGAUGGCAUGCGCAGUCUGUAACUUGCGCUUUUCACAGAAGAGCCAGCUGCAGGAGCACAUGUUCGCCCAUGUGGGCAAGCCACUGCGGCAACAUCGUUACGGGCGCUUCGGUGAACCGCUGAUCCAUCCCAGCGAGGGAACGUCAGAAAUCGACGAAGUUGCCCAGGAUAAUGGCAGCUCGUGCUACUCGCUGGACUCAGAAGUCUCUCAUGAGAGCGUAGAUGCCGUGGCGGUGGAAUGACGCCUUCCCCUAACAUAACGGACAUGUUCCCUGCAUUCCAUUGCAUUUUUAACACACCCUUGUAAAUUUCCACUCCUGACUUAAAUAAGUAACAACUACAUGGAGCAACAUCGACUUGAUAAUUAGUCAUUUAGCUAGCUAACAUGCUAAUUACUGAGCUUGCUUGUUACCUAGAAGGUAGAUUGAUUUGUACAUAGGAACUUAAUAUUUUUAAAUUGUCUGCUUUACUGCUAUUUAUAUUCAUUAACAACUUCAUCCACCAUCCAGCUAAAAUCAAAAUCUUCAACUGCAAAGUUUGACAGGAUUCUUCUUCAUAAUCUUCACUGCUAUCUUCAGCUAGCUAGCACACACAUGACAGGAUUUUUUAAAUCAGAUUUUUAUUGCUAAAUGUUUAUACUGUAAGUGAUAGCCGACUAGCUAAUAUGAGGUGACCUGCUAAAGUUUCUGACAGGAUUUUUAAAAAUAAUAUUCAUAAUCUCUACUGCUAACUCUAGCCAGCUAGCUAAAAUGAGAUGACAGGAUUUCUUACAGAAUCUUUUUAUUUAUUUAUUUUCCAAGUGCAUUUAAAAAUGUUAAACAAAUUCCACUAAUGCUAGCUAACACGGUGAUAGUAUUGUCAUAAUCUCCACCUUCAUCUAGCUAGCUAAUGACCUGAUAGAAUCUCUGAGAGGAUUUCUAAAUAUAAUAUUCAUAAUCUUCACUGUUAAUGCUAAGAUGAGCUAACCUGACAGGAUUUCUUACAGUAUCUUUAAGUGAUAUUCAUAAUCUUUAUUGCUAAUACAGUAGCAACUAGCUAACAUUUAAAAAAGAAAAAAAAAGGGUUAAUAGAUGUUUAUAAUUUCCACUGGUAAUGAAAGACAGCUAGUUAGAGCUAACCUGACAUGAUUUCUGACAGGAUUGUUCAAACAAAUCACGUACAUGAACACUAAUAAUCCACAAUUAAUGCUAGGCUAGUUUAGCUAACAUGCUAAACUGACAGGAUUUCACAUUUCCUUCACUCCUAACAUUAUAUUCAUAAUGUUCACUACUAAUGCUAGCAAAUUAGCCACCAUGAGCUAACCUGACUGAGUAGCUGACACCAUAUGAACUGACUAAAAAGAUGAAUAAACAUUCAUAAUCUUCACAGGAUCCACACAGGAUGUGUGAGAAAAUGUUUAUGAGUGCUAUUAUAAAAGUAUUCCUGUUUAGAUACUGCCCCAGAAUACAACAUAACACAAGAAAUACCACAUUAAAUACUCGCAUUAUGAGGAAAUUCUCCGUUUAAGGGAUUAAGGGAAAAAGUGUGAAGUUGACAGGGGUGUGUUUAAAACGUUCCUGUAAUGCAGGAGGAUGGAAAAUGUUUGACCUCAGACUUCAUGUCCUGUGUUAUCUUUUAUAAGGUCCAUCAGUGUGUUUAUGUUCUCUUGUAUUGAUGGGUUUAGUGUUGGUGUGUAUUUUACAUCGUGGUUUGUAGAUUAAACUGAUCGGCGCUGGGCUCAGACCUGCCAACCUUUACACAUCUUAUCAGAGUACGCUGCUAUGGGUUACUACUCCAAAAGAGCAGUCUUCGGUUGUUGUUUUUUUCUAGGAAAAAUGGACAUAAGAAUCUUGAAUGACUCACAGUUGCGUAGGUGUUUCGAACUCUCCCGAAGCCCCCCUGCCCUCCCCUUCCCUCGUCUUACAUUUUAGCUCUCGAUCCUGUCUCGAUCUUCCUACUUGAAAUGUGUGGUGAUGCGGCGUCCUCGCGUUCCGUCACGGUAAAUCCAGAACGUUUUCAGCUCACGAAUGCGAAAGAAAACGUAUCGACCAGUCCCUCAAGGAUUUCACGAUCGCAGAAAUGAAGAAAAAUCAAGCAAACCCCGCGAUAUUCGGAGGAGCUCGCGAUUUUUCAAAAUUACCGCAGAUUUGGGCCGAGACGCAUCACGUGGCAUCGUCGCAUUCACAUGCGUGCAGCUAAAAGGUCUCAUUUACCAACAAACAUCACUGUGAAAGACUAUUUCGUGCGAUCGCAGUUUCGCCAAAUCAGGUAGUUUUCAGCCAAAAAAAAAAAAGCACAAAAAAACUCGCAAUUUGCGUCGCAAAUGGAAGAAAAAUAAAAAUAAAGAAGCCACAGCGAAAUCGAGCGUUUUCAAUCGCAAUAAAGCUCUGAUAAAUCCUGUACGGACUGUUUGAUGUACGUUCAAAUUAGCUAUCAUUAGACAAGUACAUAGUUAACGUCAGUUAGCCAUAUUUAGUAGGGGUGCACCAACAUUUUGUCUGAAAAUUGCUCAAAAACAACACUUUAUUAUUAGUAAGAUAAAUCUGACAUGUGACUGAAAAAUUAAGAUUAAAUAGGUCUACAACGACGUGUCAGAUCGAACACUUUUUCACAAAUCGAAGUGACUUUUUAAGCGAUAGCUAAACAGACAUUUUUGGACUAUUUUUGCGCCUCCUUCUCUGAGAUGUGUUAUUCCUCUUCGGGGGUUGCCAGAUCUGAUGGUCUGAAGAGCCAGGUGUUGGUUUUCUUCAGCAGAUUGACGCAACUAACCCGGCACAGCAAAGCACUAAUGAUGGAUUAAAAACACACCUCUCUGUCGUAGUAACGAAAUAAACGGAACGUCUUUUUAUUACCGUGGAGCGGUGAGGGACAUACUGAACGAUCGGAUGGAAUGUAGGCAUCGUAACUAAACCUUAUUGCGUAACAAUUCAGAAAAACAAACAAACA